Messenger RNA from Penaeus monodon (black tiger shrimp), 549 nucleotides. RefSeq names its product sialidase-like. The transcript is spliced from 3 exons. The record is from RefSeq and is a predicted model, not a curated record. NCBI's taxonomy places the organism in Eukaryota, Metazoa, Arthropoda, Malacostraca, Decapoda, Penaeidae. The annotation marks the transcript as partial.
AUGUGGGUGUGUGGGAUGGAUGGUGUUAGGGUGUAUGUGAGGGUGUGCGCUAGUGUGAAGAUAUUGGCCACUGACAAGAGAGCUUCCCCGCGCCCUUCGCCCCUCGUCAGCAGCAGCGCCAAAGCGACACCACGCCCCUCCACCACCCACUCCGCCCCCUCCACCGCCUACUCCGCCCCCUCCACCGCCCACUCCGCCCCCUCCACCACCCACUCCGCCCCCUCCACCACCCACUCCGCCCCCUCCACCGCCUACUCCGCCCCCUCCACCGCCCACUCCGCCGCCUCCACCGCCCACUCCGCCCCAUCCACCGCCCACUUCCGCCCCCUCCACCGGCCAUCCGCCCCCUCCACCGCCACUCCGCCCCCUCCCACCGCCCACUCCGCCCUCUCCACCACCCACUCCGCCCCCUCCGCCCCCUCCACCGCCCACUCCGCCCCCUCCACCGCCCACUCCGCCCCCUCCACCACCCACUCCGCCCCCUCCACCGCCCACUCCGAGGAGGAGGAGGAGGAGGAGGAGGAGGAGGGGGAGGGGAAGAAGAGGGUU